AAGAUCCAUCGAAAGCCCAACCUAACGCAAAUUAUAAAAAUACCAAAUUACCCUUGUCUUCUCUUUUCUCUUUUUAUUUUAAAUUAAACAUAAGCAUAGGAAUCAUCAUCGCGUGUUUGUUUAUCUACCUACACUCUCUCUCUCUCUCUCUAUCUCUCUGCGUGUUUCUUUGUCACAACACAGCAACGGUAAUGGCGAGCUCUAACUUGGAAGAUGUUCCUUCUGUUGAUCUCAUGUCCGAGUUACUUCGUCGUUUCAAAUGUUCUUCCAAACCUGACAAACGUCUUAUUCUCGUUGGCCCACCUGGAUCUGGAAAAGGCACCCAGUCGCCGAUCAUAAAGGACGAGUACUGCUUAUGCCAUUUGGCUACUGGUGAUAUGUUGAGAGCAGCUGUAGCAGCUAAAACCCCUCUUGGUAUUAAGGCGAAAGAAGCUAUGGAAAAGGGAGAACUUGUUUCUGAUGACUUGGUUGUUGGCAUCAUUGAUGAAGCAAUGAAGAAACCAUCAUGUCAGAAAGGUUUCAUUCUUGAUGGUUUUCCAAGAACUGUGGUCCAAGCACAGAAGCUUGAUGAGAUGCUGCAGAAACAGGGUGCUAAAAUUGACAAAGUGCUCAAUUUUGCAAUUGAUGACGCAAUCCUUGAGGAGCGAAUUACUGGACGCUGGAUACACCCAUCCAGUGGCAGAACCUACCAUACAAAGUUUGCUCCUCCCAAGGUUUCUGGGGUUGAUGAUGUUACUGGUGAGCCUCUUAUCCAGCGCAAGGAUGACACUGCAGCUGUUCUUAAGUCAAGACUCGAGUCGUUUCACAGGCAAACUGAACCGGUUAUUGAUUACUAUUCGAAAAAGGGCAUUGUUGCUAGUCUCCAUGCUGAAAAACCUCCCAAAGAGGUGACAUCUGAGGUCGAGAAAGUGCUGUCUCAAUAGAGUUCCCCUUGAACCCUUGGGAUCGAACUGCUGCUUAUUUUUUUAGGAAACUUAGUUUGUCAAUUUCUACCUUUUAUUUAAUACAUUCUGAAAUUUACAUACCCUUUUGACUUUGCUGCAAAUGCCGGUUUUUCUCAAACUAAGAUUUGGAGAGUAACUUUGAUUAAAAAUAAAAAAGUCAUUUGAAUUGAAUGUAGCAUGUUUACUUCUCAAUGAAUUGUUUCUUGACCAUUUCAGAGGUGUUUUCAAUUGUUAAAUGUAGCAUAUCAAACCUGCUAUAUUUUUGUAUGUUUUAUUUCAUUUUUAGUA
Messenger RNA from Medicago truncatula (barrel medic), 1232 nucleotides. RefSeq names its product adenylate kinase 4. The record is from RefSeq and is a predicted model, not a curated record. NCBI's taxonomy places the organism in Eukaryota, Viridiplantae, Streptophyta, Magnoliopsida, Fabales, Fabaceae. The coding region runs from base 192 to 923 and encodes 243 amino acids. Gene Ontology annotation, molecular function: AMP kinase activity; ATP binding. The transcript has 6 exons. Gene Ontology annotation, biological process: nucleobase-containing compound metabolic process.